This is a messenger RNA of Cladocopium goreaui, 1860 nucleotides long. The record is from the annotation of a GenBank genome assembly. Lineage: Eukaryota; Dinophyceae; Suessiales; Symbiodiniaceae.
AUGUUCCUGGAGUUCAUGUCGUUGGGAAGGCACUUGGCCAUGGUGUGGUCCGUCGUGAUUGUGGGAGUGCUUGGCCCCUUGCACUACUUCCUGCAUCGUAGCACCUCUACAGAUCCUGCUCAAUUUCUUAGCAUGACCAGCUAUAACGGCCUCAUUUUGGCCCACUUGCCACGGUCACAGCAGCUGCUACUCACAUGGGGCCAUGUCGUUGCUGUGUGGUAUUUGGUGGUGUCGUCUUGCUGGUUGAUCUAUUUGGCACAGCUUCGAUUCCUGGUCCAUCGCUUCAACUGGUUGAAACAUAUUCCACCGCCUCGAGCCACCACACUUCUGGUGGAGAAUUUGCCCAAGGAGUGUCGCUCGGACGAUGCCUUGCGGGUCUACUUUGCACGGCUCUUUGGACCACAGAGCAUCGUACAGGCCUAUGUGGUUCGGCGCACGGAGCGUCUUCGCAAACUGUUCACGGAUGUGGAAACGACUGCUUCCAGACUACAUCUUGAAGAGGUGAGACAACCUGGUCGAGAAUGCCCUUGCGGUUCUGAAGUUGACAAGGGCUUACUCCGCUCGACCCUGGUGGACCUGAAGGCAGAAGUGUCCAAAGAACAGAAGAAAGUUGAAGAAGCGGUGCAGCAAAUGGACUUGAAGGUGUGCAGUUCUGCAGGUUUUGUUACAUUCACCUCCCGACGAAUGUGUAUGUUGGCCUUGUCCCCACAGUACCGGGCAGAUGCCUCGCAGUUUACCACGACUAUGCCUCCAGAUCCGGAAGAUGUGAUUUACCAGGACUUAGCCAAAGACCCUGAGGUGAGAGCUGGAGGUGUCUUGACGGCCGGGGCGCUCCUUCUCUUGAUCUUCAUUAUCUGGGCACCCAUGAUAGCCACGUUCUUGGACAAAGUGGAACCCUUCAUCGUCAGCGUGCAAAAUCCACAAGCCAGACACCUUCUGCAAGGUGUGAUGCGAACCGGUGUUCUCAAGAUGUUCAUGAGCUGUUUGCCAACAUUGUUCAUGGCCAUCAUACACAACUUUCUGACGCUGAAGGCGGGUGCCUGGGCACAGCUGAAGCUUCAGGACUGGUUCUUUGCAUUCCAGUUGGUCUUCAUCUUGCUUGUGACGACCAUCGUGGGCACCGUAUUGAACGUGUUGGAGAAGCUUCUCGCUCACCCGGGUGAGGUGGUGUACAUUCUGGCAGAUGCAUUGCCUGGAUUCUCCAACUUCUACAUCAACUACAUCUUGUUGAGCUGCUUCCUGCAGGUCUUUGAUUUGCUGCGGACCAUGAACCUGGCCAAGUACCUCUUCUGGCGCGGGCGCAACGCGGAUCCGGAUGAAGCCAGAGACUUGAGCGAACCCGAAGAUCAGGACAGCGAUGGUAUGGGAUCCCGUAUGGCGAAGGUGGCGAUUCACCUGGUGGUGUGUACCGUCUUUGCCAGUUGCUGCCCUGUCAUCCUGCUUGUGGCCUGGCUUUAUUUUGCUCUUGGAAGAUACACCUACGGCUUCUUGGUGAUUUUUGCGGAGACCAAAAAACCGGACAUGGGCGGUGCCUUUUGGGUCAAGAGUCUGCGCCAUCUCUUUCUAGGCGUUUUGAUCUACAUCCUCUUGAUGGUGGGUCUUCUGAGUCGCACUAGCCCAGAUCGUGAGCCCAUGCUUUGCGCUUUUGCCUCUAUCCUGGCUUUGGGAUUUGGAUAUUUGCGCUUCAGCAGCUUGAGCUGGGAGGCACUUCCCUUUGAGGCCGUGGCGGAAGUGGAUUUGCAGCACCGGGAGGUCUCGGGCGAAUAUCGGCAGCCGGAGUGUGGACGUCCGCGGGAGGGCCGCCGCGAAAGUGUGGGCAAGAAAAGCGACGGCACGCAUUGAAGCACUGCACUGCGAUGG